AUGCCUGGGCUGCCUCCCUCGUCCGAAGCCCAUGUGGAUGUCCUUAUUGUCGGUGCUGGCCCAGCGGGACUGAUGCUGGCGAACUGGCUCAGCCGCUGCGGUGUCAAGACGCGCAUUGUGGACAAGCGAGGGACUAAAAUCUUCAACGGCCAGGCCGACGGUCUACAAUGCCGCACCCUGGAGAUUUUUGACUCGUUUGAUUUUGCGCACCGCGCAUGGCGCGAGUCAAACCAUAUGCUGGAAAUUUGCCUGUGGAAUCCCGACGAUCAAGGCCAGAUCCGAAGAUCCGAUCGGAUUCCCGAUACUAUCCCCGGUAUCAGUCGGUUCCAGCAAGUGGUGCUCCAUCAGGGCCGCAUCGAACGCUUUUUCCUCGAUUCUAUUAAGGAGCAUAGUGAUAUUACGGUUGAGCGAGGGGUGUUGCCCACAGCGUUUGAGUUUGAUGACACCAAAGCUGGUGAUUUCAAUGACUACCCAAUCAAUAUCACACAGACAGUCGUCAGCGACGGUCUCUUCCGGAGUAAUCUUGCUGCAGAUGACACGGAUGACCUGAUACGGAUCGCAGAAACCAAUACUCCAGCUGACCGAGUCGAGACGAUCAAAGCCAAGUUCCUGGUUGGGUGCGACGGGGCACAUUCAUGGGUCCGUCGUCAGCUCGGCUUCCAGCUAGAAGGAGACUCCACGGACUACAUCUGGGGGGUACUCGACAUCGUGCCGAUUACUGAUUUCCCAGAUAUCAGAUCGCGUUGUGCGAUCCAUUCGGCGAAUGCCGGAAGCGUCAUGGUGAUCCCACGAGAAAAUAAGCUCGUGCGGCUGUAUAUCCAGUUGCAUACCACCGAGCAUGCCCAGGCAGGGGGAAAAGCAGAUCGGUCAUGGAUCACGCCGGAAAUUAUCCUCCAAUCUGCCCAGCGUAUUCUGCAUCCUUACAAGCUCGAUUAUUCUUACUGCGACUGGUGGACAGCCUACCAGAUCGGCCAACGGGUAGGUGACCAGUUCUCGCUGAAGGAAAGGGUGUUCUUGGCUGGCGAUGCAAUUCACACCCUUCACACCCACUCGCCAAAAGCCGGCCAGGGAAUGAAUGUGAGCAUGCAAGAUACAUACAACCUAGGAUGGAAGCUUGCGCAUGUAGUAAAAGGCUACAGUGAUGCAUCCCUCCUGAAGACGUAUCAAUCCGAGAGAAAAGGAAUCGCCCAGGAUCUGAUUGCGUUUGAUCAUCGCUUUUCUAGGCUCUUCUCUGGACGUCCUGCCAAAGAUAUUAUGGAUGAGGAAGGGGUUAGCAUGGAAGAAUUCAAGACUGCCUUUGAGAAAGGGAAUGAAUUUGCUAGUGGCAUCGCGGUCAACUAUAGUGCCAGUGUAAUUGUUGCGAAAGACGGCGACCCAGCCAAACACGGUGACGGCACAGAUAUGACAGGCCAGGAUACGUCCAGCCGUGUUCUCAGCAAGCCCCAAUUGGCAACCAAAAUCGACGUUGGCAAACGUAUGCCGAGCUUCAAGGUGUUGAAUCAGUCGGACGCCCGGCCUUGGCAUCUUCAAGAAUUGCUGAAAAGUAACGGGAGAUGGCGAAUCAUCGUCUUCCCUGGACACCUGGCCCUGGCUUCAAACAUGCAACGAAUGCAGCAACUGGGUUCAAGACUCGGCGCCCAGGACUCAUUUAUUCGUCGCUAUACGCCUAUCCAACAGCACAUUGACAGCGUGAUUGAAGUGUUGACCGUCCAUGCUGGCCCCAGGGCGAGUCUAGAGCUAUUGGACCUCCCCGAGGCAUUCCACCCAUACAGUGAUACCAUGGGCUGGGAUUAUUGGAAGGUAUAUGUGGACGACGAGUCCUAUCAUGAGGGUCAUGGCCAGGCUUACUCCAAUUAUGGAAUUGACCCCGCUAAGGGGGCGAGUGCGAUCGUGCGGCCAGAUCAGUACGUGAGCUGGGUUGGUGAGGUUGAUGGCUACGAUGAUAUGGACAGAUUUUUCUCGGGUUUCAUGAAGCCGCAGAAUGUGGCAAAGGAGUGA
This is a messenger RNA of Penicillium canariense, 1998 nucleotides long. RefSeq names its product putative FAD monooxygenase. Bases 1 to 1998 code for a protein of 665 amino acids. The record is from RefSeq and is a predicted model, not a curated record. Lineage: Eukaryota; Fungi; Ascomycota; Eurotiomycetes; Eurotiales; Aspergillaceae. Gene Ontology annotation, molecular function: FAD binding. The transcript has 5 exons.